CCGUCCAGCUCGCUUGCCCGUGGGUCCCGCGGUGGCGGCGGCGGGCUAGUGACAGCAGCGGCGGCGCCAGGCUGGCCGUGGUAGCGUAGGGUCGCGCUGCCCGGAAACACAAAUCCGGCCAAAGAGCGGCGCUACGCGAGGAAGGCCGGCCCGGGCCGCGCGUGAGAAGACCUCGAGGGCGCCUAGCGAGAGGCCGGCGGGAGGAGGCGUAGAGGUAGUGGCCGCCGGCGGCCCGGACCCGCCCGUCCCCUCGGCCGCCGCCGGCAUGAGCCACAUCCAGAUCCCGCCCGGGCUCACGGAGCUGCUGCAGGGUUACACAGUGGAGGUGCUGCGGAAGCAGCCGCCUGACCUCGUCGAUUUCGCGGUAGACUACUUCACCCGCCUGCGCGAGGCCCGCCUCCAAGCCUCAGACCCGUUCGCCGCCACCGCUUCAGGCUUGCAAACGCCAGACUCCGGCCCGGCCCCUGUCUCCGACAAGAAUGGGAACAGCGACUCAGAAGACGACUCGGAGUUGGAAGUUCCAGCUCCUAGCAGAUUUAGUAGACGAGUAUCAGUCUGUGCAGAGGCCUAUAACCCUGAUGAAGAAGAGGAAGAUACUGAUCCAAGGGUGAUUCAUCCUAAAACUGAUGAACAGAGAUGCAGACUUCAGGAAGCUUGCAAAGAUAUUCUCCUUUUCAAAAAUCUUGAUCAGGAACAGCUUUCUCAAGUCCUCGAUGCCAUGUUUGAAAGAGUAGUCAAAGUUGAUGAACAUGUCAUUGACCAAGGAGAUGAUGGAGACAACUUUUAUGUCAUAGAGAGGGGAACCUAUGACAUUUUAGUAACAAAAGAUAAUCAAACACGAUCUGUUGGUCAGUAUGACAAUCGUGGCAGUUUUGGAGAACUAGCUCUGAUGUACAAUACCCCGAGAGCUGCUACCAUUGUUGCCACCUCAGAAGGCUCCCUUUGGGGAUUGGACCGGGUGACUUUUAGAAGAAUCAUAGUGAAAAACAAUGCAAAGAAGAGGAGGAUGUUUGAAUCAUUUAUUGAGUCUGUGCCACUACUUAAAUCACUAGAGGUGUCAGAACGAAUGAAGAUUGUGGAUGUGAUUGGAGAAAAGAUCUAUAAGGAUGGAGAACGUAUAAUUACUCAGGGCGACAAGGCUGAUAGCUUUUACAUCAUAGAAUCUGGUGAAGUGAGCAUUUUGAUAAAAAGCAAGACUAAAACAAACAAGGAUGGUGGGAACCAAGAGGUUGAAAUUGCUCGCUGCCAUAAGGGGCAGUACUUUGGAGAGCUUGCACUGGUCACCAACAAACCCAGAGCUGCUUCAGCUUAUGCAGUUGGAGAUGUCAAGUGCUUAGUUAUGGAUGUUCAAGCAUUUGAGAGGCUUCUGGGGCCCUGCAUGGACAUCAUGAAGAGGAAUAUCUCACACUAUGAGGAACAACUGGUGAAGAUGUUUGGCUCCAGCAUGGAUCUGAUCAACCCCGGAGAAUAGAUGUGCCACAUCCCAGAGCCUUCUCAGUGUGACACCAAAACCUUCUGGUCAGCCACAGAACAUACACAGAAAACAGACACGACAGAACCGUUCUGCUGUUAUCAUCGCCGCUGCCAUUGCUGUGGUUAUGGGCAUUUAGAAAACUUGAAAGUCAGCACUGAAGGAUGGACAGAGGUUCUACCCACACCUCCACUUUGUUUCUGAAAGCCCAUUAUUAGACCACUUGUAAUGAUUACUCCAACCCAGUUUUCACAUCUUUUGGUUCAGAAUGGCAUGUCUCUCCAACAAUUUUAAGUGCCUGAUACAAAGUCCAAAGUGUAAACAUCCUCCUUUUCCUUUCUUGCUGCUACUAUUGCUUUUGGAAGUUAACAUAAGUUCUGGAGAAACCUGUUGAAUAACUGUAGACACCCCUCCUCCAGUCUUUCUCAAAGGAGGAAAUGUAGCUUUCGGUCAUCUGUCUUUUGAGAAAAUCCAUAAUAUGUUCACAAUUGCUGCCUUUGGUUUUACAGUGGAAAAUGGCAGCAGAUAUGAUGGAGGUCUAUGGUCCAGUCUUCUGAUGGCUGCACAAAUUACAGCUGUCUCCAAGCCCACACUAAUGCUUAGAGAAAGACCCUGCCAAGGGCCCAGCAGCUUAGUACUCCAGAGCAGACUAAGAAGUCACUGGGACCCACAAGAGAGCAGAAGUUCUGGAUUCAGUGCAUUUUACCAAUAGUAGAGAGCCAGGAAAGGUUUUCUGGAUUUUGUUGUUGUUUUUGUUUUAAAUAGGUUUUAUUUUGUUUUGUUUAAUCUCUGUGCAGUUUGCAUGAACAAAUUACUAUCCAUUUAUAAGGAGCCAGGGAUGGCCAGUUAGCUCAGCUGGUGAGAAAGUGGUGCUGAAAUAAGGAGCCAGGGUCUGGAGGCGUCAUCAAUUUAUGCGACCUAAAUACUUUGCUGAGCAACUCCUGCCCACUUCUUGUUUCUGGUUGCUGCCACUGGCUAAAGGCAGUAUGCUGAUAACAGGCUUUGUUACACAGAGAGCCCUUUCCUUCCAUCAGAGUUGUUGCAUAGCUUGGCUGUUGAUCAUCAGUUUUUAAAAUCUUCAAAGAAGAAGCUAUUUUUUUAGGGAAUCCCCUUGGACAUAUUCCUGUAUGUUGGACUUUAUCAGCUGACUCAGGCAUUCAUCCUAAAGAUCUCUGUUAGCUUCUAAAAUUGGCAUCAUUGGAACUGGAAGGUGUAGCUUAGUGAUAGAGCGCUUGCCUAGCAUUUUCAAGGCCCUGGGUUCGGUCUCCAGCACUGUUUUU
Messenger RNA from Castor canadensis (American beaver), 2751 nucleotides. The record is from RefSeq and is a predicted model, not a curated record. Lineage: Eukaryota; Metazoa; Chordata; Mammalia; Rodentia; Castoridae.